This is a messenger RNA of Monodelphis domestica (gray short-tailed opossum), 8038 nucleotides long. It is a transcript of the gene TOM1L2, whose product is annotated as target of myb1 like 2 membrane trafficking protein. The record is from RefSeq and is a predicted model, not a curated record. Gene Ontology annotation, biological process: signal transduction. Lineage: Eukaryota; Metazoa; Chordata; Mammalia; Didelphimorphia; Didelphidae. Gene Ontology annotation, cellular component: membrane; endosome. Gene Ontology annotation, molecular function: clathrin binding; phosphatidylinositol binding; ubiquitin binding.
ACGGGAAGUGGCCGGCAGUUCUGCCAGCUUCUCUGCGUCUGAAGAAAGACAGAUUUAAGGGGAAACAAAGAAGCCCGCCCGUUUAUUAAGAUGACUCGAUCCCACUCGUUACUGUGGAGCCCCCAUCUAUAAAAUGAGGAGGCCGGACUAGACAGGUGUCCCCGCCUUUUAGGAGACGCUACUUCUUUACUUAUCCUAAAGCUUGGGUGGGAGCGUUACUAUAACCUGUGAGGCUGCUUUCUGGAAGAGACAUUUUCCAGGAGCUCCAACAGACCCAGAGACCAUUUCAAGCAAAGAAGAGUCAGGCUCUGCAUUCUCCUCGUGCACAGAGGCUGGGAAUUCUGUGGUUAGAAAAGAACAGAACUUUUGAGGUGAAAGAGACUUUAGAACUCAAAGGAUCAUGGAUUUAAACCGGGCUUGCCCCUCAGAGAUAGAUCUCCUAGCCCUGUGCACCUCAUUUUUAUCCUUGAGGAAACAAAGAUCACCCAGAUAAUGAGUGGCAGAGCUGGGAUUUGAGCCCACGUUCUCAGAGUCCAAAUCCACUCCUCUUCCCACUGUACUUUGUGGUAGAGGCCUAAUCAAGCUAAGUAAUGUGCCCAGUUUGUCAUGCAGUUAUGCAAAGUGAAAACGAGUGUGGUGUGGUGAGAAGAAUACUGGAUUGGAACUCGCCAGACCUGCGUUUCAGGCCUUACUUUGCUAGUUAUUACCUGGAAAAGGCUACAGAUGGAUCCCUACAGAGUGAGGACUGGACAUUGAAUAUGGAGAUCUGUGAUAUCAUCAAUGAGACAGAAGAAGGUCCUAAAGAUGCCAUACGGGCCCUGAAAAAGAGACUCAAUGGGAACAGAAACUACAGAGAAGUGAUGCUGGCAUUAACGGUGCUGGAGACUUGCGUCAAGAACUGCGGCCAUCGAUUUCACAUCCUUGUGGCAAACCGUGAUUUCAUAGAUGGUGUCCUUGUGAAAAUCAUCUCCCCUAAGAAUAAUCCUCCUACUAUCGUCCAGGACAAAGUACUGGCUUUAAUUCAGGCUUGGGCUGAUGCAUUUCGGAGUAGUCCUGAUCUCACUGGAGUGGUGCAUAUUUAUGAAGAACUGAAAAGAAAAGGGAUCGAAUUUCCCAUGGCAGACUUAGAUGCCUUGUCUCCAAUACACACACCACAGCGGAGCAUCCCUGAAGUGGAUCCAGCAGCGACUAUGAAUAGGUCUCAAUCGCAGCAAAGAAUGAGCUCUGCUUCCUCAUCUGCACCAUCUCCUACACCAUACUCAGCUCCUCAGGCCCCAUCUUUGAAUGUGACUGGGCCUAUCACCGCCAACUCAGAACAGAUUGCCAGACUGAGGAGUGAACUGGAUGUUGUCCGAGGAAACACAAAAGUCAUGUCUGAGAUGCUAACAGAAAUGGUUCCUGGGCAAGAAGAUUCCUCUGACCUCGAAUUGCUACAGGAACUGAACAGGACCUGUAGAGCUAUGCAGCAGAGGAUUGUGGAACUCAUCUCCAGGGUUUCUAAUGAAGAGGUCACCGAGGAAUUGCUACAUGUGAACGAUGACUUAAAUAACGUCUUCCUCAGAUAUGAGAGGUUUGAACGGUACAGGUCAGGUCGCUCUGCUCAAACUACCACCAACGGGGUCCUGAAUGAAGUCACUGAAGAUAACUUAAUAGAUCUGGGUCCAGGCUCUCCAGCUGUAGUGAGUCCGAUGGUGGCUAACACAGCGCCACCAUCUUCACUUUCCUCACAACUGGCAGGCCUGGAUUUGGGGACAGAUAGUGUCAGUGGAACCCUCAGCUCUCUCCAGCACUGUAACCCCCAGGAUGACUUUGAUAUGUUUGCCCAGACGAGAGGAAACUCCUUGGCUGAACAGCGUAAGACAGUCACUUAUGAGGACCCUCAGGCAGUGGGAGGACUUGCUUCUGCACUAGAUGUUCGAAAACACAACACUGGAGUGAGGAGAGGUAAAGGUGGGAACUCCGACAUGGAGCCUAUAGACAAGUGGCUAAUUACACAAGGAAUGAUCCCUGUUGCGCAGUCCUCUGUCAUGGAUGACAUUGAGGUGUGGCUCAGUACGGACCUGAAAGGGGAUGAGCCCGAGGAAGGCGUCACGAGCGAAGAAUUUGACAAGUUUCUCGAAGAAAGAGCCAAAGCUGCUGAAAUGGUCCCCAAUCUACCCUCCCCCCCUGUGGAGGCACCAACACCACCCAUAAAUACAUCUGGCAGAAAAAAACCAGAGCGUUCUGAGGACGCCCUCUUCGCCCUGUGAUGCAUUUUCUUGGUCUCCUUCCUUGUGCUGUGCAGAACGCUGCUGUCUGGUCACACUAUACUCUCCUCGGUUGUGGCGAACUCUGACCCCUCACGUCCCCUCCUGUAUCUGUCAACCUGAUCCAGUCCCCAGUCAGUCCUACCCCCUCACUCACUAAAAAGGAAACAUCACCUCUGGCCCCCAUUUUAUUUCCUCUAAGUCCACCCUCCAGUCUAGCUUGAACCACCUUUUCUUCUCUGGGCUGUGUGAACUUGGCUGCUGCUGCUGAAACCCACCCCUUCCCUCCCCCUGCUCCCACCGCCCCUUCCCAGCGGGUCCCUCCCCUCAGAAUCAUAAAUGCAUAAGCUCCCUUUUCUCGUGUUGGAAGCCAUGUAUGGCAGGGAAAGCUGCCCAGUGACUUGUCAAGGGAGUUUCCUAUUCCCUUGCCUCGUAGCCAAAUACUUAGCAGGAGAAAGCAGAGCAUCCUUGGGCCCAGGACGAAGGCAAGGAGGGGAGCAUGUGAUUCUUGAUGUUCCCAUGAGCAGGCCCAAGUCAUAAGACUCCUGCUCUAGAAAGCUGCCUUCCACUUCUCCCUUCUCUGUCCCCAGGGUUCCUGAAUGGGAGCCACAAUGAGUCUAACUCGGGACUUCGGAAGGUGCGUCACAUCUCAGGAGGUUUUCCUUUCUUGGGUCUCUUCCUUUCACUGUGAGUUUUUCCAGGUUGGCUUCAAGAGACUAGUUGAUGGUCUGAUGACUUCCCUCAUUUGGCUGCUCAUCAGCCACACACAUUAACUUGAUGUGGUUUAAAAAACCUCAGGUUUGAGGUUUCUAGCACUUUAAAAAGUUUUGCAUUAUUUCCCAAUAUUCCAGCAAACUUUUCCUGUUAAUCUGUUGUGGUUUUGGUCCCUCUGUGUCUCUCCUUUGCUGUGAGCCAAUUGUUCCCUGGUGGAUUCAAGUCUACCCACUUAGCCAGACAGAGCUUGAAAUCUUUGACAAAGGGUGGCAUUGCUCUUCUGAAGCAAUAGGGGUUGCAUGCUGUGCCCUCUGGUGGGAAUACAGUUUCUGUAUGGCCACCAGAAAAUCUGGAUAAUGAAAGGAAAGUCAAAAGGAAGGAAGGAGAUUAAAUCACGCAGAUAUGGGUCACACAGCCGCUUGGCUCUCACGUAGGAUUAAAACUCAUCUUAAACAACCUCAUAGGAAAGAGAAGUGGAGGAUGUCACUCUUUGGUUGUCCCACCUCCUUGGCUCUCUUGCUUUUUUUUUAAAAAAGAUUUUGCCCUAGGAAUACUUGCUCCCUGACCACAGAAGUGUUUGAUGUUUGUUAAUGUAUUGCAGAGGCUACUUUGGAAUGUUUACGUGGUCGGCUUUGUACCUCUUCUGAAGGAAGGGCCAUCUGAGCCCCACUUGUUGGCUCCUUUGGGCUCUGGAUAACUAUUUGCUACUUUAACACUAAGGCGCCUCUGCACUACUUUGGGCCCCUGCCCUGGCCCCAUAGUUGUAAGCUUGGGUCUCCUCCAUUGGACAAACUUGAAGUCAGCCUUCUGUGCCCUUGGCCUUUCUCUAGAGGGAAGUGCUUUUGGUGCACACGGUACCCUUCCACGCUUUGACUUCCUGCAAAUGGCUCCAGAUCUGCAGGAUGAUCUGCGAAGCUGACUAACAGACUGCCUGAGGGAAGGUGCCCAGCUGUCCAAGGAGGUGGCAGUCUCUUUGCCAGGGUUUGCAACCAUCCAUCCAUCAGAGCUCAUUUGCAGUCCUGGAUGUCUGAGAGGUUUCCAUUUAGGUCCUUCCUUCUUCCCCUGCCUGUCUGUCCAGAGCUGCCAGAUGUUAACCUUGCUACUUGCACAGUAACUGGAAGGGAAACUGCUGCUGUAGCCAACAGAGUUGUGCUGUGACUUCUUUCUUCCAGGCAUUGCCUACACUUGGCUCCCAAUAGCUUACCCUUUGCCAGUUCUGGGAGAACUGACUUUCACCAGCUGGUGUACAACUACUUGACAUGAGUUGGUCUGAAUUUGCUUCAUUUAGGCCUGUUGAGUCAGAUGCCGAAAUCUGCAGAAAUCCUCAUGAAUCUCUGGCCCGGAGUACCAUCUGAUGUUUGCAGCAGGCUCAAUUCAGCUUCCAUUAUUGUGCAUGUCAUGGCCAGCCUAGACCUCCCUGUGGCCCAGGGCAAUGGCAUGUGCAAAGUCAAAGGAGUUUCAAGUGGGGAACGUGGCUCAGAGCCAUACUGUUGGCUGGCAGAGAGAAGAGCCGAUUGAUUUUCUUCCUUCAGGAAAGAAAGGAUGUGUUGGAAUCAGGGACCAGAUUUUGCAGAGACAUGACCUGGCAGCUCCGAUGCUGGGAGAGGCAGACUAUCAUUGUUGUGGCUGAGCCAGAAUCCAGAUUUAGCUCCGGCUGCUUCUCGUGGUGAACAACCAGAGACACUAGUUAUCUGUGACCUGAAUCAGGGCUGCCCCUUCAGGUUUUUGAGAGUCAGCGAGUGCGCCCAAGCCGGAGCAGAGAGAGCUGGUGGCCUGAGAGGCUGAAAGGAACUCCAUUGGCUAAAUAAAGCCACAUCCACUCUGAGGACACCCAAAGGGCUUCCUUAGGGAACUUCCCGGCAGCUUUAAGCUGCUUCUAAUCUUCUCCCUUGGGCGACUGUUUUCUGUUCCUUCUCCUAAGAUCCUCUCUAUUGUCUGUCACUCCCAUUGUCAUGGUUCCCUCCCUAGCCUGGAUCUUCUUGCCUUCUCACUUCCUCCCUCAUUUUCCCUCUCUUUUGGCUUUUUCAACCAGUGUCCUGCAGUGCCCUUCGAGCCCCGGGUGAGCUGGGGGUGGGGGAUGCUCUGUGCCUCCUGCCCGCUUCUCUCACAGAGAUUGCGAUGCAAUAGCUCACGUAUAUCUGUGGACCAGAACUGGCCACGAUGCCUUAAUGUCUUUUCUGCCCCACCACCUACUCCUCUCCUUUUACCCUGUGGACAGCCUCUGAGCUCUUACAGCUCCCUUCAAGGAAUCCAUCUUGGCAAGCCGCCGAUGAUACUUCUGAAGCCCUUUUCCUUGUCCCGAGGGAAGGCGCCUCGGGCACAGCUUCUGUGCACAGACCCCCAGCUGUGGAAAGCCAAUGGCCAGCCCGAGGGGAUCCCCCGUCUGUAUGUCUGUAUGGGGACGUCUUAGGGAGCUUAGUCAGACCCUGAGGGAGGAAGCCCUGCAGUGGCCAGGUCAGCUGAUCUGCUCCUCACGUGCCCGGGGACAGCGUCUGCGCAUGCGCCAUGGUGGAGAAGAUGAAGUCGGAGCAGUGGCCGUGGGGGUACCUACCGGCCUCGCUAGCAGCUGACUCGCCGUGGAGCCGCGCUCCGCACCGCUUCAUGAAAGAGCCCAGAGAUGUUCUAGAUCAGGCCCCUCGCCAUCCUUUAGUCCGGGCUUUAGCCACUCAGAGGGAGGAAGGAUGUUCCCGGCAGAGACGCCAGUGUGCACGCACUAGGUAGACUAUGUGGAUUCGCAUCUGGACCAUUCUCUGGGCUCAUCCAUCGCAGCCAGGCAGCAGCAGCAGCGGCUUCGAGAUGCUUUAGUUGGCCAUGGAUGGUGGAGAAGGGUCCCGUCGAUUGGCGGCCCUGGGUCCAGGAGCUCCCCGCCUCCCCUCCCCCUUUGCCUCUCCAGUUUGUCCCUCCAUCCCAGAUGUCCACAGUCCGGUGGCCUUCGGUGGCUCUACAGUCCGAAGCGGCCCCAGUCAGCUCUGGCCGUGACUGUUUAUGUAUGCUAAUCAUACUGGAAGAGUGUCCUGUAUCAGGACCCCAUUUGGGCUCUGGCUCAUGCCCUAGCAGCCAAGAAGUGCUCAGAGGAACUAAGAAGCUCCCUUUCUUCAGUGUCCAGUCAAGAAGCCAUAGAAGAGCCGCCGCUGGCCCUUGGGGCCGGGUUCUUGCCCUGCCUCUCGGGGUGGCCCACAAACCCGGGCCAGCAGAGCGAGCAGGCCUGAGGACGGAAGCGAAUUGCCAAGGAGGGGGAUCACUAAAGUAGGAAGUGUCUCUGGAGAUGUUCGAAAUCACAGAUAUAGUAUGUACUUAAUUACACUCAAUUAUUGUUGGAAUUCCUUGUGAGCACUAAUUAUACCUGAUUAUAGGUUAAAAUAUUUAUUUUGUCAAAAUAUUUUCUUUGGGCUGUGUUUAACCUUUCCCUGUUCAUUGUGUGCUGAGAUGUGGAAAUGAAUCAUUUGCUUAACUUUGGGGGGAUGCUGGUAAGGAGGGGGUACAGCACCUUUGGCCAGAACAAUGGCCCUGUGGGGAUAUGUCAGGACAUUUAACCCACCAACUGGUCCAAGGAUAGGGAAGCGAGAGUGAAAGGGGUGCUUUUGAUAUGGGCACAAAAUACUUCUUGCAGUGAAGGGAAUGUGGCCUCGUCCUAGGCCAGGGAGGAAUCCUGUAGGGUUCCACGUCCUCUCCCUUGGUUCCUUCCCCGCACCUGCCGGUCCCACCGCCCCUGGUUACCUUCCUGGUUAGGCAAGACCAAGAGCUCUCUGAGGCCCGAGCUUACAACCAAGGUGUGGCAAUGGCUCACUUGUUUUCCUUCUGCCGGACAAGGCCCAGGCAUUCUCCCUGUGGUGGAACCCCCACUGCAAUCUCUGCGCCACCCCCCAACAGGAGCCUUCUUAACCAUACACAUUGAGCAGAGGUGGUCAGUUGCCAAAACACUAGGUGAGAACCUGCUUUUCCUUGUCCUCUCCCCAAUUCUGAGUGGGGUCCAGAACCCAGGCCCUGAGCCUCCGAGUGGGGAUGGCGGCCUGGCUCUUGGGCAGGCUGUUCUUUUGUUCCUUUCAGGGAGAGGGAAAGCUGGUUCAGCUUGAGCGGUCUGUGAUAAGUGCCCUAAAUAAAGCUUAGGACCUUCUUUUUCCUGGAAACACUGAUUCAGCAGACAAGUGCUCGUCCUCCUCCUCUUCUCCCCUCCCCCAGACCUUCUCCAGAACAUUUAAGUAACCCUUUGAUUGCUGAAGAAAAUCCUUGGGCCCAUCCCAUGAUUCAGUAAGGACCAUAACUAGCCUGGGAGCUCCCUCUAAGAGCCUGCUCUUGGGACAUCCAUCUUGCAAUCGGAAUCGUACCUUGUCUGCUUUUAUUCAUAGUGCUUCCUCUCCUAUUUGGGCAGGCUUUACCAGAUGGCCUCUUCCCCACCAUGUUGAUCCUGCCCCAUCUAAGAGGAGGUGUUUUCACCUUCCCAUCUGCACAAAGCAAUAGCAAAUAUUUUCUUCUUCACAUGUAUUAACCUUAAAAAUUCAUUCUGCUCGUACCUGGUUCAUUGCAUCAUCACCCCCCCACACCCCGACUCUUAAUAUUUUCUGAUUACAGCCUGGGACUCCAUCUUUCUCCUCCUCCCUCUCCCCCACUUGCCCGGACUUCCUUGGCCCUUCAGUCUUAGGAGCAGCAGCUCUCCUCCUGUCUGUCAAAGUACACUGAGCUGUUGUUAGCAACACUACUUCUCAUGUAACCCCAUAUAAUAGCAGCUUUCCUCUGUGUAUUAAACUAGGCUUUCCAGAUGAAUACGGGGGGAGGGUCAGAAUAUUUAUUUCCAGAAGCUGGUGGGUCAUUUGGGAGGGUUUACGGGAUGGGGGCUUGCGAGGGGGAAUGUAUCUGUUCAAAGGAAGAAUUGGGUCAAGAUGAUUGUCGGAUUGCACAACACAGCCGGUUUUCAUGUUGCCGCUGUGUGUUCCCAUAAACAGAUGAUGUUGGGUGUAACUUGUGUAUGGCUAAUGGUGAUACCAUUGUAUUAAAAUGCUACCAUUUGAUCUUAUUCCAGCUGCCAUCUCCUGAGUUUGGGUUUUUGCAUGUGAAAUAUUCCAAUAAAAACAACAACAAAA